AUGGCGACCGUCGCACCACUGACGCUCAGACUGGGUCAUGCCGGCGCUGGGCCGCUAGCAGGUGCAGCCGGCUAUGGGUCCGGGUUGACAAUCGCCUCGACUGUGGGCAGUACAGGCGGCGUGGCACCGUCAAGUUCUGCCGCUGCCGCCAGCGCACUUUCGGCCUCGGGCUCGGUCACAAAGGUGCUCAUAGGGCCCGUACCGCUUGCAAGCAUCCUCGACCAUCACCUGAGACGGCCGGAGAAGCAAGACCGAGUGCUCGGCACGCUCUUGGGCGUCAGACGUGAGAAUGGAGAGAUUGAGAUCAGGUCGUCCUUCGGCGUGCCCUACUCGAUGAUCAACAAUCCGCAAACUCGGGAGGACGAUCUGCUCAUUGACGACUCGCACGACAACGACGAUUUCCUCAAUUUGCUCAACAAGGCCUCGACAUCGAGGAGUGCAGCCUCUCAGCAGGACCAUAUACUCGGCUGGUACACCACUGCGCCCAAGCUCUUCACCUUUACGCCGCUCAUCCACGACAAGUACGCCUCCAAGACGGCGCCCUUCCCUGCAAUCCACCUUACGCUCGACCCCGAGACGCUGCAAUUCAAGACCUAUGUCGGCGCACAGCUCGGCGUACAGAAGAAGCUCCAGAAUCUCGCCUUUCUGCCUGUCGCCAAUGAGCUCAGAGUGGAUGAGAGCGAACGUACCGCAGUCGACGUAUGGACACAACCAGCCUAUACGAGCGCAACCACUACCAAAGUCAAUGCUGCGACAGCCUAUGCGGGCGGCAUCGUCCUGCCACCUUCGCCAUUGAGCUCACUCAGGCAGCUGCUCCGACAGGUCUCUGUCAUGCUCGAUGCCGCUCUUGCCUAUGUCGCCUCUGUCAACGCAGGCGCGACCCAAGGCGACGCCAGAAUAGGUCGUCACUUGCUAGAGACUGUUGCCGCAGUGCCCCAAGCCGGCAGAGGGCAGACACUCUCGCAUGGCAACCCGAAUGACGCUACCCUCGCUGCUGGUCACGAUGCUGACGCUGAAGGCCAGGAAGGCUUGGAAGAGGAGUUCAACGCGCAUCUGGCAGACGUGCUCAUGCUCAACUAUCUAAGCAAUGUCGUUCAGAUCCAGCUCGACAUUGCCGCUCGUCUUACGCUCGUCCAAGACCGCCGGGACAGCGCGCGAUCCUAG
Messenger RNA from Mixia osmundae IAM 14324, 1164 nucleotides. RefSeq lists its product as uncharacterized. Bases 1 to 1164 code for a protein of 387 amino acids. The transcript is spliced from 3 exons. Gene Ontology annotation, biological process: translational initiation. Gene Ontology annotation, cellular component: eukaryotic translation initiation factor 3 complex, eIF3m. NCBI's taxonomy places the organism in Eukaryota, Fungi, Basidiomycota, Mixiomycetes, Mixiales, Mixiaceae. Gene Ontology annotation, molecular function: metallopeptidase activity; translation initiation factor activity; translation initiation factor binding. The record is from RefSeq and is a predicted model, not a curated record.